AUGUCGGCAACGCAGCUGCUGAACCCCAAGGCGGAGUCGAGGCGGAGAGCGGAGGCCUUGAAGGUGAACAUCAGUGCUGGUGAGGGUCUUCAGGAUGUCCUGAAGUCGAAUCUCGGUCCGUCCGGGACCUUGAAGAUGCUGGUGGAUGGUGCUGGUGGUAUCAAGCUGACAAAGGAUGGAAACGUUCUGCUGCGAGAGAUGCAAAUCCAAAACCCCACGGCCGUUAUGAUCGCUCGUGCUGCGACCGCUCAAGAUGAUAUCACAGGUGACGGAACGACCUCAGUCGUAUUGCUGGUCGGCGAACUUCUGAGACAGGCGGACCGUCACAUUUCUGAAGGAUUGCACCCCAGAGUUAUCACGGACGGUUAUGAGAUCGCGAAGGACGAAGCUUUGAAGUUCCUCGACAAAUUCAAGAUCGAACGGGCAAUUGACCGCGAACUUCUUCUUUCCGUUGCUCGAACAUCGCUUAGCACAAAGUUGAAUGGCGCGCUCGCCGAGAAACUCACACCUGACAUCGUCGAUGCCGUACUUGCCAUUCACCGAGCACCGGAGAAGCCCGACCUGCACAUGGUUGAGAUCAUGACCAUGCAGCACCGUACCUCUUCCGACACACAGCUUAUCCGUGGUCUAGCACUAGACCACGGCGCAAGACACCCUGAUAUGCCGAAGCGAGUUGAAAAUGCUUUUAUUCUUACCCUUAACGUCAGUCUCGAGUACGAGAAGUCAGAGAUUAACUCCGGGUUCUACUAUUCAUCCGCCGAGCAGAGGGAUAAGCUUGUGGAAAGUGAGCGCAAAUUCGUGGAUUCGAAACUACAAAAGAUUGUGGAACUUAAGAAGCAGGUUUGCGGAGAUGACCCUAAGAAGAGCUUUGUUAUCAUCAACCAGAAGGGAAUUGACCCCCUGAGCUUGGAUGUCCUGGUGAAGAACGGUAUCAUGGCUCUUCGGAGAGCUAAGCGCAGAAACAUGGAGCGUCUCCAGCUUAUUUGCGGAGGUAUCGCCCAAAACAGCGUGGAGGAUCUUACCCCCGAUGUCCUUGGGUGGGCUGGGCUUGUCUACGAACACCAGCUCGGAGAGGAGAAGUACACAUUCGUUGAGGAGGUCAAGGAUCCUAAGUCCGUGACUCUUCUUAUCAAGGGCCCCAACAGUCACACUAUCGCACAGGUUAAGGAAGCCGUUCGGGACGGUCUCCGGUCAGUGUACAACACAAUCGUCGAUGGCUGCGUUAUUCCUGGUGCUGGAGCCUUCCAGGUUGCCUGCCACGCUCACCUUUCCUCCGACGAAUUUCGCAAAUCCGUCAAGGGUAAGGCCAAGUGGGGUGUUGAGGCAUUUGCCGAUGCUCUUUUGAUCAUCCCCAAGAUCCUCGCCGAGAACUCUGGCCACGACAUCCAGGACUCUCUGGCAGUGCUGCAGCAGGAGCGGGCAGAUGGCAACAUCGUCGGCCUGGACCUGACUACGGGUGAGCCUAUGGAUCCUGUGCAGGAAGGUGUGUUCGAUUCGUUCCGUGUCCUGCGAAACUGUGUCGCUUCCAGCUCGGGUAUCGCCUCGAACCUCCUCCUCUGUGACGAGCUCCUCAAGGCCAGGCAGAUGGGCAAACAAGGUGGACCCGGCGGCAUGGAGUAA
Aspergillus puulaauensis is the source of this 1620-nucleotide messenger RNA. RefSeq names its product chaperonin-containing T-complex subunit CCT6 (gene CCT6). The transcript has 7 exons. Lineage: Eukaryota; Fungi; Ascomycota; Eurotiomycetes; Eurotiales; Aspergillaceae. Gene Ontology annotation, molecular function: ATP binding; ATP-dependent protein folding chaperone; ATP hydrolysis activity. Gene Ontology annotation, cellular component: chaperonin-containing T-complex. The record is from RefSeq and is a predicted model, not a curated record. Bases 1 to 1620 code for a protein of 539 amino acids. Gene Ontology annotation, biological process: protein folding.